Molecule: messenger RNA, 1359 nt
Organism: Aedes albopictus (Asian tiger mosquito)
Lineage: Eukaryota; Metazoa; Arthropoda; Insecta; Diptera; Culicidae
Exons: 4
Coding region: 751-1290 (179 amino acids)
Source: RefSeq, a predicted model, not a curated record
GUUCUGAAGCUCAAGCCUAGGGAUACCAAAAUCGUCCAUUCCGUGCACAACGUUUUCGCGGACGAAUCGCUUAUUGGCUACAAUUACAAUGGAGUUAACGUUGUAGGCCAAACUAAACGUGCCAUGCGAAUGUACGACAUAUUCUCCGACUGCUUCAUGGAAGCGUACGAAGCGGAAGGACUUACAGACGUCGAGCUUGCCUUCCAGCUGACGUCGGCGAUCAAGCAAAGUCGAAACCGGAUGCGGCAGCGCAUGUUCCGUGCUAGGAAAAUUGUGGAAGCAAGUUGUGAAAAGAGAAAGGGAACUCCAUUUGAGACUUGAUGAACUUUAUGUCUACCUUAAUGAUUCAAUUAUUUACAUUUUUAAGACGCUCAGCUUCUUCAUUGUUUUUUUAGUGCUCUUAGCCUUAUAAUGAGGUUCGGGAAUCAGUACUUUCUUUUUAUAAUGAAUUCUAACAUGCUUACAUUUUUUUUCAUCCUGAAGACAGGUUUAUUUUAUUUUGAAUAAGUGAUAAUGGAAUGCAAUCACUCUUUCCACUACGAUACCAUACCUCAGAAAUACUUUACUUUGUAGAAGUAAUGUUUUCAUCAGAAAAUGUUCGAAUCCAACACUCAAGUAAAAAUAAAAUAAAAUUAAAAAAAAAAAACAAAUAAAACAAAAUUAUCUGUUAACGUGUAUUCUUCAACAGAACAAACUCCUUGAAACUAAAACUAAUUAUACCAACUCCUCUCCAUUCCAGACCAAGAGUUCAUGAUGAUAGAAAUCUGCUCCGACGAAACCACACGGCAUGCCUCCGAUGAUGACCAAUCCAAAGCUACAGUUUCCACUGGAGGUAAUACUGCAACAAGAUCACUUCGGUUAGCGGGAUUCACGUUUCCUCUGAAACGUGCAGAAGACAUCGAACGCUUGGAGAAAGCCGUCAGAGCAGAUUCGUUCGUUCGGAAAGAAUACAUUCGCUACGUGUCAUCUCGGGUGGCCGAUCAUCGUAAUAUUCCAACGCACAUCAGAAGGGUUUUCAGCGAUAGAUCUCUUGAGAAUUACGCUUAUCAUGGGGUUAGCAAUCCGCAGUAUCCUCGGAAAGCAAUGAAAGACUAUGACAUCUUCACCAAGUGUUUGCUAGUUGCUUGGGAGGAGGAUGGCAUCACGGCGGAUGAACUCCGAGCGUCGCUUAUCAAGGCAACACAAAAAGCGAAGCAGCAUUUAUCGUCGGCUCGGUACUACCAACGUUACCGGGAACAGCUACUAGAGAAACGGAAAGCAAGCUGGAAAAGCAAAAAGUUGCUCGAGUAGCUCUGAGUGUUCGGUGGUAAAAUUUUGAAAUCGAAAUCUUGCAGAAAUAAAACAAACAAUCGACUGUAA